Molecule: messenger RNA, 14616 nt
Organism: Homo sapiens (human)
Lineage: Eukaryota; Metazoa; Chordata; Mammalia; Primates; Hominidae
Gene: ADAMTSL1
Product: ADAMTS like 1
Exons: 30
Coding region: 6770-12214 (1814 amino acids)
Biological process (GO): extracellular matrix organization
Source: RefSeq, a predicted model, not a curated record
CAUGGGGCUUUUUGUUUUUAUAUUCUUUUUUUCCUUUGAAGCCUUGACUGUGGUGUGUUGUGUAUAGUUGAUUGGCUUUUUUUCUGGCUGCUUUCAGAGUGCUGAGGCUGUGUUUGGGUUUCUUUGUUGUAGAUUGCUUCCUGCAUUGGGUUUUACAGGCUUUUGGGUGCUGAAGGAAUUUUUGUUUGUUCAUAUAAUUCAGGCUCUAGUCCAAUAGAUGGUGCAUAAGAGUAAGGGCCAGCAGAUGGUCUCUUACAUACUUCUUUUAUAUCUUGAUGCAUAUGUAGCAGUGCUCUGGGGAAGGGGAGAUGGGAGGGUGAGAGAUACCUGCCCCCACCCACCCUCCAAGUCCAUUCCAGGGCUUUGGUGGAGCCUUUUCCAAUCGUUGGCAUUGUUCCUGCAUUUCCUUAGUCCCAUGGGGGACCUUGUUGGGCUGCAUUCUCCCCUCCUUUAGGGGUGGCCUGAGCCAAAGGUUAGAUUGCCAGGAAACCUGUAACUCCCCAGGAACCUGCUGGUCCUCUGAGCUUGGCAGGGUCAGAGUGGGCUGUGGGAUAUGUCUGUGAGUGGUCUGAUGAUACAGGGGUCAAAGGCACAUGAUCCUGGGCAGGGCAGUGGUGCCAUAGAUGUGAAAUUGGUAUGGUGCCCACAGCCCAGGGAUUUUAGUCCAGCUGAUGACUGUGGGGUCCACCUAGUUCAUGCUUUUCAGACUGGGUCUCCUUCUAGUGUCUUCCCUAGGAGCAGGCCCGCCCAGCUAGAUUUGUACCAAGCCUUCUUGUGCUCAUAUAACUGGGCUCUUCCACGUGUUCAGGGCUGUAUGGUUUCCUUGGGCAGAAGCUGUGGCUGGCCAACAGCUACACCCUUCCUGGACCAGUCUUGCAAAGGGAGGGAUGCCUGGCUCCUACACUGGCACACAAACCAGCACCUCACUCUUCUUUGUGUCCCAAGAGUGGUGGCUCCUCCUCUGCCCAAGCUCUGGCCACAGACCUUAGCUCAAUACCCCUCAGGGUAGUGUGCUCGAAUCCUAGAAAGUUGGGACUUAGCCCACAGCUUUGUCCUCUGGACCCUCAGGACUGAGUACUGGCUGUGCUGAGGAGUCCGAACUGCUCUCAGGCUAUUGGCAAAACAUCCGGGUGGGGCAGUGGAGGCUGAGCUGUGUACACCCUCCUGCGGGAGCAGCCAGGUAGGCAGUUUUGGGAGGGGUUGGCAGACAAGGGGGCACAGAGAUCAGAUGCACCUUAGUACCAUGGGAGAGGUAGCCCUGCUCUCUGCUGGCUGGCAGUCAGCAGGGGCUGCAGCCAGUCAGCAACAUGGAGAGUCUUGGAAGAGGGAUAGUUGUGGUUCCGUUUUGCUGUAGCUGCCCCUUGUAAGCUUCUGGGCUCCGCACAAGACCAAGCUCUUCCUCUACCUACUCUCCAGGCAGAUCCCCUUGCCAAUGCAAAUGUCUGUGGGGGUUGUGGUAUCUCUUGUGGCCAGAAUCACAGAAGUCUGUGGUGGAACUGUGGGUUUUUUGGAGUUCCUUUACUCAUCCCUUCCAAAGGACCUGUUCAGGACCAGCAACCUGUCCUGGUGCUCAGUGACUCUGUGUGGGGCUUCCCACUUCCUCCUUCUUCAGCUUCAGUGUCUGCAUCACCUCUCUAUUGACUUUAGCUGUUUUCUGUCAAAAGAUCUGUUCGAAAUGUAAUCGUUUACUUGAUAUUUUGGUUUCUCUCUGUGGGACAGGCACCUCCCCACUAUGCCUAGUUAGCCAUCUUGUCCCUUCCCAAUCUUAUUUUAAAAUUAUACAAAAAUAAUAUAAUAACUUCCUUAUUUCUGACCUCAUAGCGUGUGAUAAAUAGGUCUCUUCAUUCUUCAUUUAAUGUCGCUAUCAAGGAUAAUUAUGAAUUGUUUUUCAAAAUUAGUGAAAUAGAUUCUUAUGGUACCACUUUAAUAAGAAAUGACUAAAAUGUUCUUAUUCCAAAGAAAUAAGUCUGUCAUCUAAUGGGUGUAUUAAUUAGCUUGAGUCACUCAUUCCACAGUGUGUACACAUAUCAAAAUACCAUGUUGUAUACCAUAAAUACAUAUAAUCUGUGUCAAUUAAGAAAUAAAACGUUAAAGAAAUCACUAAAGUUUACUAAGUUGCUGUAAAUGUUAUUUUAACACAUUGUUUCCACUUCUUUCCAUUGAGUGAAGCUCCUCUAGUUGUCCAAAGUCAGCUUCAAAUACAUAUACUCAUCUAAAAAACUGAAAAAAGGUUUUAGGGAAUGUCCUUCUAACCAGCCUGUUUCCCGGAGGCAAGAUUAGAAAUAUGACUUUGAUGGUAACCAUCCUUUGAUACAGAAAUGGAAACAAUCUCUCAACUUGGUACUCCAGGUUUGAACUUUAAGACAACCAAGUUUCAUAUUCAGUCCACAAUUAGCUCUUGCCCUCACCGUCUGCACGCUAUAGUUCCAUCUUUAUACUCAUACUAUAAUCAGCAUCUACUGUUUGCAGCCCUUGAGUAUACCCAUUAACCUGAAUUAUUUUGAGGGGAGACCCCUCUCUUAUACAUGUCUGCAUCCUCCACAUAACCCAACAUAGUAGAUGUCCAGUAUAUUUUUGUUGGUUAUUUUCUUCUUUAACUUUUGUAUACAUUAUCACAAUAAAGUCCUUCUAACAAGUUUUGUCUCUGUUAUCAUUCCUUGUACUUUUCUUCCCUCCUCUCUUCUCUCAGAGUAAGAGGGUAGAAAUCAAAGUCAGCAGCUCUUACUCUCAGAGUGAGGUUCUUUCUAUUGUUCUAUGUCUCUCUUGCUUUUUCAAUUGUUUCCUUAUAUCUCUCAUUUUCUACAAGCAUACUUUUCUCUUUCCCACCUUAAAACAAUCAUAAAAACUUUUCUUUGAAUCUCUAACCCCUUGACUUAACACUUUUUCUCACCCUUCUCAUUAACAACCUUCUAUAGAAGCUAGCCUUCAUUUCCCACCACUUGUCCAUCAUUUCCUGGGCCUUCUUUAGCUUGGCAUCUGCCCUGUGGCUCCACUGAAACUCCUUUCUUUAAACAUCACUCUUACUUUCUAAUUCCCAAACCAAACUCUCUAAAGCCACCCUCCUUCAAACUCUCCUCUCUGGCCAUCUUGCUUUUACUCCUGUCUCUAUUAGCCAGUCAGCCUCCUGUUGCAUAUUUCUAUCUCCUAGAAAUAUCCAUUGUGUUUUUCACCAGGAUCUUAAGUAUAUAGAAACAUAAACUCAUCAUUUUCUUUCCCUUUUUUCAAACCAGUUUUGCCUCUUGACUUCUAUAUUUUUGGUAAGAAAACUACCAUUCAUUUAGUGAACUUAGCACCAAACCUCAGUACCAUCUGACAGUUUUCUCUCCUUCUCUGUGGAUAUCAUUAAGUCCUAAUAGUUUUACCUGUGUCAUUCGUGCCUUCAUUUUUAUUCUUACUUUCUCUACUCUGGCUUUGCCUCUCAUUAACUUGAACUACUGCUACCAAGAUUGUAUAAGUUGUUUUGUUUCUAUUUUUCUCCAUUUUUGACACACUUGGAACAUCCUAAAAAACUUUUAGUCUUAUUUUUAUAAAGGAAAAGUUGUAUUCGUCUCUGAGCUGAAUAUUUCAGUCUUUCCUCAUGUUCUAACAAAUAUAUUUUAAACUCCUCGGUAUGGUAAUCAGAUUGUUCUAGUCUUCACUUUCCUUUGCUAUGAUAUCUAGUCUGUAUCCUGUGUUCUAGUUCCUUCUCUGUUAUGAUUGUCUCAGGUUUGAUCCCAACUGUCUCUUGGUUCACCUCAACUAUGGAGGACUUUUUCUAUAAGAAGUUACUCUAAUUUAAAAAGAUAUUUUAAUAAUUAAAAUUAUCUUUAUCAAAGGAUAAAUUGUGCUUAAGUUAGUAUGUUACUAAACAUGGGACUGUGCAUAAAGAGAGCUUUAAAAUUCCCACAGCUGCUCCUCUACCUCCAAGGUUCUCAGCAUAGACAGCGGCUUUUUAUGGCCAAAUAGAGGAAUGCCUGUUAGGCAUAUUUAUGCUGCAUCCUUUUUGCACAUCCUGAAUUCAUCCAGGAGAAGAAAAAUGAUGUGCUUCAAUUGAAGUGGACCUAUCGUUUUCUCUUGGCAGCCAAAGGAGGAGCAAAAAGUCCAGAUUGUGUCCUUUAUCUUGUAGGGAUUGCGAUGGUGAGGAGAUAUGAGGAAGAGGGGUAAUAGCAUCAGUUAUCCCAGGGAAAGCAGUCCGUUUACUUGGGCUGGCAUGUUUUCUCUUCAGAUACUUAUACAAUUUACUUCCUCACCACCUCAUCAAGUCUUUGUUCAGAUGAUCCCCUUCUCAAUGAGGCCUGCCUUAAUGACAUCUAAAAUUGCAACCUAUUUUCCCUGGGCACUCCUAACCCCCUUUGCCCUGCUCAAGUUUUUCCUCCCAUAGUGCUCCCCACCUCCUGACAUUCUUCAUGGUUUACUUGUUUAUUAUGAUCAUCGUCUGCUGUCUUUACUAGUAUUUAAGCUCUAUGAGGGCAGGUCUCAUUGACUAUUUCGUUAUUACAAUAUACCCAGAAUGAUGCUGUAGUAGUAGGUGUUAGUAAGUGCUUAGUAAUUAUAUGUUGAAUUAAGUAACAAAAUAACUUACUCAAAAAAUAAUUUUUGUCAUGCCCUAUAUAUGCUAAGAGCUGUGCUGGUGAUGGGGACCUAUAGUGGAAAACAAAUAGAUUUGGUCCUUACCCCCUAUCUUGCUAUCUAGCCAAGAAAGCCUACACCAACAUUACAAUAAAAUGAGAUGAGUGUUUUGUUCCAGGAACACUGUGCUACACAAGGGAUCUCAUGUAGGAGGUCACUGAAGACUUCCCUGAACAAAUGACCAAGCUGAGACUUGAGGAUGGUUAGGAGUUGGCCAAGUAAAGAAUGACAGAAGGAGGAUGCCUCUUCCAGGCAUACUUUAAAGCAUUACUGGUUGAAGGAAUUGUAAUAAGUCAAGUGGCUGGACUAUAGAAAGAGGAAGGCAGGCUGGCCCUGCAAAAAGAGAGGCAGGGAAGAGGUUGAGAGGCCUUUCUAACUCCUUCUAUGGAAUUUUCACUUUUCCCAAAGGCCCGUGGAUUCUCCGUAUACUCUGCAUUACCCCAUGUAAUAAAAUGCUUUUCAGAAUAUGAACAUCUUCCAGUUGACUUUGUUCUCCAUUAGACUGGAUAAAUACUUUGUAAAGAAAUAUGCACUUGGUCAAAGUAACUCUAGGUAUAAUAUCACAUCUUUAUUUUUAGCAUUUGUGGCUGUGGAGCAGGCACAAUUCUGGCCAUGGUAUGUUUGGUUUGGCAUUAGCUAAUACCUUGUUGUUUAAGUAAUACUCAGAUCUUGCUGAAAACAGCAUAGCACAUUUUAGCGUUAAUCUCCAGAGUAAUCAGAUCAGUGACACAUACUGGGGAAGCAAAGAAAAUAGGCUUAGGAGGUAUCAGAUAUCUUCGUUUGGUAAAGACCUACAUUGAUAUGGGUUUCCUCUAAUUAUGUGUUAAGAUUCUCCUGCUUUCAGUAUAUAGGCCAAAGUUCAGACCACAUUAUUGAGAUAGGUAGAAAUUUGCUUUAAACUUCCUCUUAAUACUCUCCCUUUCAUCAUCUCUUCUUUUAGAGUUUCCUUAUGGACACAGUAGUGUCCUGCUAUUUUCUGGUUGCCUAGAGGAACACCCUACCCUCACUAUUACAUGGUAUUAUUGGAUGUGCAUCUAACCAAUCUGUGCUUUCUGCCACUAACAAACUCAAAACUCACUUCUCUUUUGUCCCCUCCCUUUUGGGGCUUCCUAGGUGAUGUGUCGUCUAAUCUCUUGUAAUGCUAAUUCAUGCUGAUAUCUUUAUGACUACAACAUCUCUUGGAAGUAUUUGCAUUUUAAAUGAUGAACUAUGCAUUAAAUCAGUUUGCACUCAUGAAACUUCAAGCUUCAGGGAAAAAAACUUCAAGCUAGAGCUGGGAAAAUCAUGUUGCUAAGGGAAAAAUAAGAAUACAAGGUGGGACUUGUAGUCCCUUUAAUUUGAUCCUUGCAUGUCGUAUAUUUGGUCAGUUUCUAAGGCCUGUCAGUUUUCACAGAUAAAAGAUCACAAAAGCUUUACUCUCUUCUGAGUGUCUGUGGUCCCCUACACAAAUUUGCAGGACUACUUAGUACUUUAGAGCACAAACAUCAGUCUGGAGGUAGAGAUGGAGCCCUUACUCAUGAUAGUCACAAAAGUUGAUCUAUUGCUUAACUUCUUAGAGACUUGCUUAUAUUUUUUCCCCUUUUUCUAAAAUACACUUCUUUCUGUAGUAUAUUAAAUAAGUGUUAAUGAUUGUCAAAGUAUUUCAAAACUAUGAAAUGUGUAUAUAUAGGAGAUAGUAAUUAAAUGCUUCCUUUUAGAGUUCUAAAGAUGUUUUUUGUAUAAGAUUUCAGAUAGCUCCUCUGAAGAAUUCCAGCCUAUUGGAACCCAAAUCCUGAUGCAUAUAAUAAAGUUUAAAAGGCUUAUUUUUUAUGUAUGUAACAAGAACUCACCUUUAUAACUUCUUACGUGAGUGAAGUAAAAUUGUUCCAUAUAAGAGAAAUGCAUCCUCUCCAAAUACAGCGUGCAGAAAUAGCAUCUGAAGAUUUAUUACAGAAACAAAACAAAUGGUGCGCAAUUAAAAUAGGCAUGUUCUCCAGGAAAAACAUCCCCAGCAGGCUUCAAAAUCCUGACUCUACUUUUGGAUUUGUCUGGUCUGGUCUGGCAUAUAUACCAAGAAUCUAAAGUAUUUUAGGGUGAUGCAAUUUUUUAUUUCAGUGAUCGUGAUGAUACGAGAAAUCAAAGAGCACUUGGGAAAGUGUGAUUCAAAGCUGGGACCAACAAGAUGCAGUAUCCAUGGAUGUCACUGACCUGGCUUCCCGCCAUUAUGGCCACCAAUUAUGUGUGUCUUUCACUGAAGCGUCAACCACACCUCUGCCAUCAGGUAUGCGGAGACCAAAGCCAAGGGGCUGUUUUCCUGCGGGAAUUUACACUGAUUCGAAGAGAGAGCCUCCAUGAAGAUUUCCUGUCUGACCUCUUGAAUAGUCACAAAACUGAAGACUCGAGUUCCAGGACCGCACGCUCCGAGGAGGACCGGGACGGCCUAUGGGAUGCCUGGGGCCCAUGGAGUGAAUGCUCACGCACCUGCGGGGGUGGGGCCUCCUACUCUCUGAGGCGCUGCCUGAGCAGCAAGAGCUGUGAAGGAAGAAAUAUCCGAUACAGAACAUGCAGUAAUGUGGACUGCCCACCAGAAGCAGGUGAUUUCCGAGCUCAGCAAUGCUCAGCUCAUAAUGAUGUCAAGCACCAUGGCCAGUUUUAUGAAUGGCUUCCUGUGUCUAAUGACCCUGACAACCCAUGUUCACUCAAGUGCCAAGCCAAAGGAACAACCCUGGUUGUUGAACUAGCACCUAAGGUCUUAGAUGGUACGCGUUGCUAUACAGAAUCUUUGGAUAUGUGCAUCAGUGGUUUAUGCCAAAUUGUUGGCUGCGAUCACCAGCUGGGAAGCACCGUCAAGGAAGAUAACUGUGGGGUCUGCAACGGAGAUGGGUCCACCUGCCGGCUGGUCCGAGGGCAGUAUAAAUCCCAGCUCUCCGCAACCAAAUCGGAUGAUACUGUGGUUGCAAUUCCCUAUGGAAGUAGACAUAUUCGCCUUGUCUUAAAAGGUCCUGAUCACUUAUAUCUGGAAACCAAAACCCUCCAGGGGACUAAAGGUGAAAACAGUCUCAGCUCCACAGGAACUUUCCUUGUGGACAAUUCUAGUGUGGACUUCCAGAAAUUUCCAGACAAAGAGAUACUGAGAAUGGCUGGACCACUCACAGCAGAUUUCAUUGUCAAGAUUCGUAACUCGGGCUCCGCUGACAGUACAGUCCAGUUCAUCUUCUAUCAACCCAUCAUCCACCGAUGGAGGGAGACGGAUUUCUUUCCUUGCUCAGCAACCUGUGGAGGAGGUUAUCAGCUGACAUCGGCUGAGUGCUACGAUCUGAGGAGCAACCGUGUGGUUGCUGACCAAUACUGUCACUAUUACCCAGAGAACAUCAAACCCAAACCCAAGCUUCAGGAGUGCAACUUGGAUCCUUGUCCAGCCAGUGACGGAUACAAGCAGAUCAUGCCUUAUGACCUCUACCAUCCCCUUCCUCGGUGGGAGGCCACCCCAUGGACCGCGUGCUCCUCCUCGUGUGGGGGGGGCAUCCAGAGCCGGGCAGUUUCCUGUGUGGAGGAGGACAUCCAGGGGCAUGUCACUUCAGUGGAAGAGUGGAAAUGCAUGUACACCCCUAAGAUGCCCAUCGCGCAGCCCUGCAACAUUUUUGACUGCCCUAAAUGGCUGGCACAGGAGUGGUCUCCGUGCACAGUGACAUGUGGCCAGGGCCUCAGAUACCGUGUGGUCCUCUGCAUCGACCAUCGAGGAAUGCACACAGGAGGCUGUAGCCCAAAAACAAAGCCCCACAUAAAAGAGGAAUGCAUCGUACCCACUCCCUGCUAUAAACCCAAAGAGAAACUUCCAGUCGAGGCCAAGUUGCCAUGGUUCAAACAAGCUCAAGAGCUAGAAGAAGGAGCUGCUGUGUCAGAGGAGCCCUCGUUCAUCCCAGAGGCCUGGUCGGCCUGCACAGUCACCUGUGGUGUGGGGACCCAGGUGCGAAUAGUCAGGUGCCAGGUGCUCCUGUCUUUCUCUCAGUCCGUGGCUGACCUGCCUAUUGACGAGUGUGAAGGGCCCAAGCCAGCAUCCCAGCGUGCCUGUUAUGCAGGCCCAUGCAGCGGGGAAAUUCCUGAGUUCAACCCAGACGAGACAGAUGGGCUCUUUGGUGGCCUGCAGGAUUUCGACGAGCUGUAUGACUGGGAGUAUGAGGGGUUCACCAAGUGCUCCGAGUCCUGUGGAGGAGGUGUCCAGGAGGCUGUGGUGAGCUGCUUGAACAAACAGACUCGGGAGCCUGCUGAGGAGAACCUGUGCGUGACCAGCCGCCGGCCCCCACAGCUCCUGAAGUCCUGCAAUUUGGAUCCCUGCCCAGCAAGGUGGGAAAUUGGCAAGUGGAGUCCAUGUAGUCUCACAUGUGGGGUCGGCCUACAGACCAGAGACGUCUUCUGCAGCCACCUGCUUUCCAGAGAGAUGAAUGAAACAGUCAUCCUGGCUGAUGAGCUGUGUCGCCAGCCCAAGCCCAGCACGGUGCAAGCUUGUAACCGCUUUAAUUGCCCCCCAGCCUGGUACCCUGCACAGUGGCAGCCGUGUUCCAGAACGUGUGGCGGGGGUGUUCAGAAACGUGAGGUUCUUUGCAAGCAGCGCAUGGCUGAUGGCAGCUUCCUGGAGCUUCCUGAGACCUUCUGUUCAGCUUCAAAACCUGCCUGCCAGCAAGCAUGCAAGAAAGAUGACUGUCCCAGCGAGUGGCUUCUCUCAGACUGGACAGAGUGUUCCACAAGCUGCGGGGAAGGCACCCAGACUCGAAGCGCCAUUUGCCGAAAGAUGCUGAAAACCGGCCUCUCAACGGUUGUCAAUUCCACCCUGUGCCCGCCCCUGCCUUUCUCUUCCUCCAUCAGGCCCUGUAUGCUGGCAACCUGUGCAAGGCCCGGGCGGCCAUCCACGAAGCACAGCCCGCACAUCGCGGCCGCCAGGAAGGUCUACAUACAGACUCGCAGGCAGAGGAAGCUGCACUUCGUGGUGGGGGGCUUCGCCUACCUGCUCCCCAAGACGGCGGUGGUGCUGCGCUGCCCGGCGCGCAGGGUCCGCAAGCCCCUCAUCACCUGGGAGAAGGACGGCCAGCACCUCAUCAGCUCGACGCACGUCACGGUGGCCCCCUUCGGCUAUCUCAAGAUCCACCGCCUCAAGCCCUCGGAUGCAGGCGUCUACACCUGCUCAGCGGGCCCGGCCCGGGAGCACUUUGUGAUUAAGCUCAUCGGAGGCAACCGCAAGCUCGUGGCCCGGCCCUUGAGCCCGAGAAGUGAGGAAGAGGUGCUUGCGGGGAGGAAGGGCGGCCCGAAGGAGGCCCUGCAGACCCACAAACACCAGAACGGGAUCUUCUCCAACGGCAGCAAGGCGGAGAAGCGGGGCCUGGCCGCCAACCCGGGGAGCCGCUACGACGACCUCGUCUCCCGGCUGCUGGAGCAGGGCGGCUGGCCCGGAGAGCUGCUGGCCUCGUGGGAGGCGCAGGACUCUGCGGAAAGGAACACGACCUCGGAGGAGGACCCGGGUGCAGAGCAAGUGCUCCUGCACCUGCCCUUCACCAUGGUGACCGAGCAGCGGCGCCUGGACGACAUCCUGGGGAACCUCUCCCAGCAGCCCGAGGAGCUGCGCGACCUCUACAGCAAGCACCUGGUGGCCCAGCUGGCCCAGGAGAUCUUCCGCAGCCACCUGGAGCACCAGGACACGCUCCUGAAGCCCUCGGAGCGCAGGACUUCCCCAGUGACUCUCUCGCCUCAUAAACACGUGUCUGGCUUCAGCAGCUCCCUGCGGACCUCCUCCACCGGGGACGCCGGGGGAGGCUCUCGAAGGCCACACCGCAAGCCCACCAUCCUGCGCAAGAUCUCAGCGGCCCAGCAGCUCUCAGCCUCGGAGGUGGUCACCCACCUGGGGCAGACGGUGGCCCUGGCCAGCGGGACACUGAGUGUUCUUCUGCACUGUGAGGCCAUCGGCCACCCAAGGCCUACCAUCAGCUGGGCCAGGAAUGGAGAAGAAGUUCAGUUCAGUGACAGGAUUCUUCUACAGCCAGAUGAUUCCUUACAGAUCUUGGCACCAGUGGAAGCAGAUGUGGGUUUCUACACUUGCAAUGCCACCAAUGCCUUGGGAUACGACUCUGUCUCCAUUGCCGUCACAUUAGCAGGAAAGCCACUAGUGAAAACGUCACGAAUGACAGUGAUCAACACGGAGAAGCCUGCAGUCACAGUCGAUAUAGGAAGCACCAUCAAAACAGUGCAGGGAGUGAAUGUGACAAUCAACUGCCAGGUUGCAGGAGUGCCUGAAGCUGAAGUCACUUGGUUCAGGAAUAAAAGCAAACUGGGCUCCCCGCACCAUCUGCACGAAGGCUCCUUGCUGCUCACAAACGUGUCCUCCUCGGAUCAGGGCCUGUACUCCUGCAGGGCGGCCAAUCUUCAUGGAGAGCUGACUGAGAGCACCCAGCUGCUGAUCCUAGAUCCCCCCCAAGUCCCCACACAGUUGGAAGACAUCAGGGCCUUGCUCGCUGCCACUGGACCGAACCUUCCUUCAGUGCUGACGUCUCCUCUGGGAACACAGCUGGUCCUGGAUCCUGGGAAUUCUGCUCUCCUUGGCUGCCCCAUCAAAGGUCACCCUGUCCCUAAUAUCACCUGGUUUCAUGGUGGUCAGCCAAUUGUCACUGCCACAGGACUGACGCAUCACAUCUUGGCAGCUGGACAGAUCCUUCAAGUUGCAAACCUUAGCGGUGGGUCUCAAGGGGAAUUCAGCUGCCUUGCUCAGAAUGAGGCAGGGGUGCUCAUGCAGAAGGCAUCUUUAGUGAUCCAAGAUUACUGGUGGUCUGUGGACAGACUGGCAACCUGCUCAGCCUCCUGUGGUAACCGGGGGGUUCAGCAGCCCCGCUUGAGGUGCCUGCUGAACAGCACGGAGGUCAACCCUGCCCACUGCGCAGGGAAGGUUCGCCCUGCGGUGCAGCCCAUCGCGUGCAACCGGAGAGACUGCCCUUCUCGGUGGAUGGUGACCUCCUGGUCUGCCUGUACCCGGAGCUGUGGGGGAGGUGUCCAGACCCGCAGGGUGACCUGUCAAAAGCUGAAAGCCUCUGGGAUCUCCACCCCUGUGUCCAAUGACAUGUGCACCCAGGUCGCCAAGCGGCCUGUGGACACCCAGGCCUGUAACCAGCAGCUGUGUGUGGAGUGGGCCUUCUCCAGCUGGGGCCAGUGCAAUGGGCCUUGCAUCGGGCCUCACCUAGCUGUGCAACACAGACAAGUCUUCUGCCAGACACGGGAUGGCAUCACCUUACCAUCAGAGCAGUGCAGUGCUCUUCCGAGGCCUGUGAGCACCCAGAACUGCUGGUCAGAGGCCUGCAGUGUACACUGGAGAGUCAGCCUGUGGACCCUGUGCACAGCUACCUGUGGCAACUACGGCUUCCAGUCCCGGCGUGUGGAGUGUGUGCAUGCCCGCACCAACAAGGCAGUGCCUGAGCACCUGUGCUCCUGGGGGCCCCGGCCUGCCAACUGGCAGCGCUGCAACAUCACCCCAUGUGAAAACAUGGAGUGCAGAGACACCACCAGGUACUGCGAGAAGGUGAAACAGCUGAAACUCUGCCAACUCAGCCAGUUUAAAUCUCGCUGCUGUGGAACUUGUGGCAAAGCGUGAAGAUAGGGUGUGGGGAAAAACUCUACCCUGGCCACACGAAGGACUCACGCAACCACCUCGGACAGAACCUAAGCUUUCUUCAUUUUAUUUAUUUAUUUCCCCCUCCCCACUCCACACACACCCUUCCAACCUCCUCCACCUCCACCUUCAAGCAUAAGGACGUCCGCGUGUUUUCUCUUUCAGUUAGCUGGAGGACAGGAUGUUGGGAAAGGAAAGGACAGAUGUCUAAAGGAGGUUGCAGAGCAGGCCAGGCAGACAGUGGGGGCUCCCUUGAAGAGCUUCCUCCCUCCCAAACCUGGGUCUCAAAGACCUAGAAAGAGGCAGGCACAGCCCCUGCGGACAGCAGGGAGCCAGAAGGUUUGUAGCCUAUUGGUGCAAACAUUGGACAAAUUCCUGUGUCUUUCCUAGAAGCGCACUAUCACAAACACAGGAGUGUUUUGCUCCUUUGUCUCCUCUUCCCCAUCUAUGUCCCUUUAGUCACAGUUAGGACAAAUGGGGAGGGGACACCAUGCUGAGGCAGAAACUAGCCCAGAACUCACUCAGUUCUUCUAGUGGGUGAGUGCAGAGAGAGAAGAACUCAGAUCACCAGUAGGGAGAGGUAAAAAAGCAAACAAAGCAGGCUCUAAGGCACACAACAUUGCAGAAAAUGAGGAAGGGAGGGGAGGGAAGGGACAGAAGCAAAAAGGAGCCUGUGGUGUUCCCCAGUGGGGCAGGGUGAGCAGGGGCUUCCAGGCUGCAUGAGGCUCAUGGACCAGCUCUGAUCCCAUGCAUGUGCGCAUGCUCAGAGCCCUGCUGCCCACAACAGAGCACUGCGCUGCGUGGGAGUCCCCACUUCCCAAGCUAUCAGAGUCAACGUCCUGCCUGUGCAGCUGCAGCAAAGCCAGUGAGAGGUGGGUCUCGCCAUGCAGUAAGGCCACCCUGGCACCUCUUUAUCUAAAUCCGAAGUCCCCUAGCCCCGCACUAACUAACUGCUGCUGUGGGCCAGGGCCAUUUUGAGCAUGAAUGGCCCAGGUUUUUUGCCUUCUAGGACCUUUGCUGCUCCACCGAAGGGCCAGGGACUAUGGUUAACUUAUCAACAUCAACCCAUUAACUAGUCACUGUGCCAGAGAGUAUCUGUCAGGCUGUCAGGUUGUAGCAACCUCUUCAUUCCAGAGCUGGCCCAGGGACCGGGGUGGGACAAUGGGUUUAUGCGUGUCCACAGUACACCCUCCCUCUCCCAGCCUCCACCCCAGGGUCUGCAGGUCCUCCGGCAUGUAGUAUUUAUCUAGCAAGGCGGGGUGGUGGAGGCAGCACCCUGGCAAAGCAGCUCACACACUGCAGCCACACUCAUCAGCUGUGGUGAGGCGGCUGGAGCAAAGUCAAAGUCAUGCAGCAAAAUGAAAACUCUGGGACUCUUCGGCAAAAUCCUCAUUAAGCCGAGCAGCUUUGGCCAAGUAAUUUUUGCCUCCUUCCCUCGCGUGGCCUGAGUUUAGGAGCAAGGGUGGCCAGAGUCCCUUACCCACAGAUAAGCCUCCCCUCAUGAAAUGCCACUCACCCCGGGCUACCAUUGACAUCAGGGCUGCAUUUCCAGCCAGCCUGGAAGUAAAAUUUGAGAGGAAGACAAUAUUAAUCUGUGUCCCCACCUAGUGAGCUGUGGACAGGUUUAAGUUGGGUCUCCUUCUUCUUCACCACAAAAACAGGCUCUAAGAAAUCAUGUUACUAAAAAAUCAGUGUAAAGUCUGUUUAAAAUAAAAAAGAAUGUUUUCUAUGUCUGUAUAUCUUUUGUGAAUAUUUAUUAGGAUUUCUUAUUAAAAAAGUGCAAUAUUAAUAAUUGUACAUUGUCAUCCAGAAACAAAACUAUUGGGGGGACUUUAUUAACUAACUUCCUGCAGUUGUGUUCCUGUAAACUCAGUAGUGAUUAUUAUAUUUUUCCUAUUUUUAAUAGAACCUGGUGUUUAACUCUGGAUCCAUUCACUGUACAGGAUGUGUUGUAAAAACUAACAUGGGAUGCUGAGGCAGUAAGAGGGAAUUCAUUUGUGGCAUAAUAGUUAUGCAUGGAAUGAUAAAGACAGACAAAUUCCAUACUACUACUAAUGUGGUUAAUUAUUUCUAGUUCGAUAGUGAUUGAAAAUCAGUGGUCACUAUUUACAUUUCCUAAAGAGCAAGCAUCCUCCAGCUCCAUGUUGGGUUGGAGCAGUUGGCAGUGGGUCUCAGUGAGCUGGCAGAACCUAGGUUUGGGUGGGAAGCAGAAUGCUCGUUGCAUGAAAUGAAUGUACAUUUAAUGUUUGUUCUGUGAAUUGCAACUCAGCAGCACCACAAGACAAUGAAGGCUGCUGGCUAAUGUGGAAGGAGGCACUUUCUCCUCUAAAACACAAAACUGUAUUUGUAUUUUUUGUACAGAUAAUACAGCUUAUUUAUUUAAA